This is a messenger RNA of Gaeumannomyces tritici R3-111a-1, 2413 nucleotides long. RefSeq lists its product as hypothetical. The record is from RefSeq and is a predicted model, not a curated record. NCBI's taxonomy places the organism in Eukaryota, Fungi, Ascomycota, Sordariomycetes, Magnaporthales, Magnaporthaceae. The coding region runs from base 938 to 1852 and encodes 304 amino acids. The transcript has 3 exons.
GUUUUUCAGGGGGCAGAUGGGGCGCUUGGACCCUGGUUGGGAGUUGAGCGGGCGCCCGCCGAGAAACGACGCGCCCCCGGGAAAUGCGACCACACCCAGGCCAGUGCCCACCGUCUGGUAUAUUACGCCUGUCGCCCGCCUUCCGCUCUGGGAGCGGCACCUCGCCAGGGCUUUCCCUCGGUUGCGGGAGAAUCAUCCAUCACUUUGCACCUUGCUCGCUGCAACGCAACUUGACAGGACAGCACACACCACGUCCGUCUUCUCCUUCCGUCUUUCCGACCAUCAGACGUUCCUUAUCCAUCCACGGGCAUAUUCCCCGCAGUCUCUCAUUACCACCUGCCAUCUCUCGUUAACAGUCUUUUGCCUUUAUUUUCUCACAUCUUUCCCCUCACGGUGCCCUUUCGGUCUUCCUGACGACGGUGACAAGUUUUUUUUCUCAAGUUUUUCCACGAGGCCAAGCAAGCUGUCGAUCUCGUCUUCGAUUCUUCUUCCAUUUGUCUGGGGGCUUGCAUAACCGUGUCGCCUCAUUCUUCUUCAUCUUCUCAUCUUCCGUCCACCCUUUCGAUUCUCUGUACCUACUUGGCCCUCGGUGCCUCGACUCUUCUCACCCUACUCUCCGACGACUUUACUUUGUCACUCCUUCGACAGCGACCAAUCCCGACGACAUCGCCAGCAACUCAACUUCAGUCCUGUGGCACGCCGAUCGAGAUUGGCACUCUUAUUUGAUACACAGCGUCUGGCCUCUUGCGCUACCUCAAGGCGAGGUGACUCGAAAAGUCUCGAAAUCGCCUGUGCGCCUGGAACUCGGAUUCUUGAUAUCAACCUCAUCCUAGCCCGCCAGUUCCCAACCUGUUCUGGUUUGUAGCUGGCCAGUUCGCCUCGAGGCCUGUCAAAGCGAACGGACAAAUCCACUUCACCAGAAUCCACAACCUCGAAAAUGCGCGCCGUUUUAGUUCUGGUUUCCCUGGCCGCCGGCUAUGUCGCGGCCCAGGACUUCGGCACGGUUGCUGCGUGUGGUCAACAAUGCUUCAACGGCAUGAAGGGCAAGAUUCCCGGCUGCGCUGCAGACAACCAGAAGUGCCACUGUGACGUUCCGGAUUACCGCAAUGGUAUGCGGGACUGUGUCACCCAGUCCUGCCCGGCUGCCGAUACCCCGUUGGUCCAGAGCUCUCUUGCUGCAUACGUCGAUAGUGUCUGCAAGGCCGCGGCUGGCGCCCCAGCUACUUCUGCACCCGCGACCAGUGCUGCCCCAGCCCCAGCCGCUUCGACCUCGGCGCCCACGGCCCCUCCGGCCUCCGCCGCUCCGUCUACUUCGGCUCCAGCGCCCGCCAGCUCCGCCGCACCUGCGUCGAGCUCGCCCGCCCCUGCCUCUUCCUCUACACCAAGCGUGACGCCUGCUACUCCGGUGGCUCCUUCGGGAACCUCUACUAGCAGCAGCCACAGCUCUACUGGCUCUGCUUCUUCUUCGGCUUCGUCGUCCUCGACCUCAAGCUCACCGACUUCGGGGGCCGCUGCUGGUGCCGGUGCCGGUGCCGGUAACGCAAACCAGUCCAAGUCCGACUCCCUCUCGAGCGCCACGGUGGCGGGGAUUGCCAUUGGCAGCUCUGCUAUCGGAAUCGCCCUCAUCGGCGUCCUUGUCUGUGUCUUCCUCCACAAGCGCAACAACCGCCGCGCCGCUGCCGAAGGCAACGAUAUCCACCUGAAUAUCAGCCAGCCCAUGCCCGGUUCCGGCCGGACGUACGCCGGCGAUCACCACAACGAGAAGUACGAGACCAACUCGUCUCUGGACGAUUUCAAGAGCCGCCGCUACGAGGAUAUGCUUCCUAGGCAGACACCCAGGACCAUGGUAUAGUCCGGCCAUGAAGGGAAGGGUGCGUGGCCCCGAGACGAUGUCGACAGACCAGCCCACGCCUUGUCUUAUCCCUUUCAGGCGGUGCCUUGCUAUUUUGCUCCCCCACAAUCACUCCGUUUGCAUCUACACCCUCGCAGCCUGUACCCAUCUAGUCGUCCACCUUUCAUGCACCCUACCCAGGGAUCGAUAUGAUGUCACGAUGAUUAUGUUUAAAAUAUCUAAAACUCGAGAGAUGGCGCUUGACUUUCUACAGGGUUCACGACUGUGAUACCCCUUGAACAAGUUCAACUUCAACUCAAAUGUCUCGACUGGCUCAUCGCAUUGAAUUGUUUUAUAAUGGUCUAGAUGGUCUACUCGGAUGGUGCAGCUGAGACAUCUACAAAACGGGCAAACCUAGCAUUGCUUUCUUCGGACACUGACGAGAAUGGUGUUUCUCUUUUGGCACAUUUUGGGCGCCUGUAAUCUCAAAUCUCCUUGCUGUGGGUAAUAAAAUGCCACAUUACAUAGUGACUUCUUGCUCAGUGCACAUGCGUUGAUAAAUCUCAUCCCUUUUGCUGGUAG